UCAACUGCAGAGUUAAAUUUAGGACAAUACGCACCACGACCUACCCGAAAUCAUUACAAUGGAGACCUGUUAUCGCACACUUUGGAUGACAGUUAUUCUGUCAUUGAUUACGCGGAGAUCAGCCGCGGUAGGGCCGGUUAUCCGGUGUGAACCUUGUGAUGCUGGAGCCCGGCUCCUCUGCAAGCCGUUGCCCAAGGACUGCACCGAGAGAGUUCGCGAAACUGGCUGCGGGUGCUGCAUGACUUGCGCGCUGGCAUUUAGACAGCCGUGCGGGGUGUACACGGGGAGAUGUGGCUCCGGGAUGACAUGCCAGCAGCAGCCCGGCGAGACGAAACCUCUCCAAGCUCUGCUGGAGGGACGAGGACAGUGUGCGAUUGCAACCACUAAAAGAUCCACCGCCGCUUUACCUGCCGUCAAUGAGAUACAAGAGAAUGUGGGUGGUACUCAGGAGGAGGAGCAAAACACCACCGCCCCAGUGAUCCAAGCCCCUCAAGCCCUUUUCAGCACCAGCAGACCUCCUGUAGGCCCCCCCAGACUCCCCCACCACCCCUCUCUCCUCCACCCUGUCAAGGCAGUGGUCAUCCACAGGGAGCAGCUGAAGAGGGCCCGGAGCUACAAAAUGGAGGAACUCCCUGGAGCUCACAGCACAGACCAACAGAACUUCUCCCUGGAAUCCAAGCAGGAGCCAGAGUAUGGUCCCUGUCUUAGAGAGAUGGAGAGUGUCCUCAAAGGACUGAAGAUCACAGACAUCCUCAACCCCAGAGGCUUCCACAUCCCAAACUGUGACAAUAAGGGCUUCUACAAAAAAAAACAGUGCCGUCCAUCCAAGGGCAGAAAGCGAGGGUUUUGCUGGUGUGUCGACAAGUAUGGGCAGCCAUUGCCAAGUUUCAACGGGAAGGAGAGAGGAGACACCCAGUGCUACAACUCUGAGAGCCAAUAAGACCUAAGCAGCAAGAAGGAACCAGAGAGAGAGAGAGAGGCGGAGAGAAAGAAAAGGGAGCCAUGAACACACAGAAAAACUAUGAGGAUAUUGGGAUCCAAAAGGGUCCAAAAUGGCUGGGCCUGGACGUGUUGGCUGGCAUUGAUGAUACUUCGGCCAACAGGAAGGCAGGGCAGGAGGAUGGGAGGCAGGGCAGGAGGAGUGGCUUGAGAAGAGGACUCAUCCAAUCACACUCCUUGUGUCCAACACACACCCUCCAAUGCUAUGUUCUGCUCCUAUGCACUGUAAACAGUGUGUGGAUGGAUUCUCCAUAGACAGAGGGCAGUACUUCUAAGGACAAAUUAGAUAAUUAAUUCCAUUGCAGAGAGCUAGCCUUGAUGAUUACAGAAUUGAUGUCAGAGACUUCUAUACAGUAAUUCUGUAUGUUUGAUAUGUUACUGUAUGUAUUUGUGUGGUUGUGUGUGUGUGUGUGUGUGUGUGUGUGUGUGUGUGUGUGUGUGUGUGUGUGUGUGUGUGUGUGUGUGAAAUACAAGUGUGUCUAUCUGUGUAACCGCUGUUGUGUGACCACCCUGUGGCACAGUACAGUACAAUGUCAUAAAAUGCCUUCCCACUUUGUGCCAGAGGAUACAUACAUCAGCCUUUAGUCCAACCUGUAUCUCACUGCAGCAUCACUACCCUUUCCUCAGGACCAUUUAAGGGAGUUGACUAUAAAGCUGGAUACUGUUCUCAUCUUCCCUAUGCAACUCAUAUACAUCUUCAUGUAAGUACAUUCCCUAUACUUCUACCAGUGGAACAUACAGUGCAUUCGGAAAAUGUUCAGACCAUUUGACUUUUUCCACAUUUUGUUACGUUACAGUCUUAUUCUAAAAUCGAUUAAAUUGUUUUUUUCCCGUCAUCAAUCUACACAAAAUACCCCAUAAUGAUAAAGCAAAAACAUUUUUUUUACACAUUUUUGCUAAUUUAUUAAAAGUAAAAAACCUGAAUUAUGACACUUAUGUAAGUAUUCAGACCCUUCACUCAGUACUUUGUUGAAGCACCUUUGGCAGUGAUUACAGCCGCAUUAGUCUUCUUGGGUAUGAUGCCACAAACUUGGCACACCUGUAUUUGGAGAGUUUCUCCCAUUCUUUCCAGAUCCUCUCAAGCUCUGUCAGGUUGGAUGGGGAGUGUCGCUGCACAGCUAUUUUCAGGUCUCUCCAGAGAUGUUCAAACGGGUUCAAGUCCGGGCUCUGGGUGGGCCACUCAAAGACAUUCCGUGACUUAUCCCGAAGCCACUCCUGCGUUGUAUUGGCUGUGUGUUUAGGGUCAUUGUCCUGUUGGAAGGUGAACCUUUACCCCAGUCUGAGGUCCUGAGCACUCUGGAGCAGGUUUUCAUCAAGGAUCUCUCUGUGCUUUGCUCCGUUUAUCUUUCCCUUGUUCCUGACUAGUCUCUCCCAGUCCCUGAUGCUGAAAAACAUCCCCACAACAUGAUGCUGUCACCACCAUUCUUCACCGUAGAGAUGGUGCCAGUUUUCCUCUAGACGUGACACUUGGCACGUUUUUCUGUUUUCAGAGAUUCCUUUUCACCUUUUAGCUGUGCCUUGGUUAAAGGUCAAUAUUCUCUAUCCUUGUAUCAAAAAGUGUAUUUAUAACAAAUAAAUGCAGUAAAGUUGA
This is a messenger RNA of Oncorhynchus masou masou (cherry salmon), 2590 nucleotides long. Its product is annotated as insulin-like growth factor-binding protein 3. The record is from RefSeq and is a predicted model, not a curated record. Gene Ontology annotation, biological process: regulation of insulin-like growth factor receptor signaling pathway. Gene Ontology annotation, molecular function: insulin-like growth factor I binding; insulin-like growth factor II binding; fibronectin binding. The coding region runs from base 59 to 940 and encodes 293 amino acids. Gene Ontology annotation, cellular component: extracellular region. The transcript is spliced from 4 exons. NCBI's taxonomy places the organism in Eukaryota, Metazoa, Chordata, Actinopteri, Salmoniformes, Salmonidae.